AGAAUUUAGCAGCUGUGCAUGUUUUCGCUUUUUUUAUUCUGAAAGCUUGCACCAGGAAAAAUUCGCCGGAAGAUGAAUCGAAAGCUUCCUGUUGUACACUCCCCCUUACUCUUCUCUCCCCUCCAGUCGACCUCUCUCUCCAGGAAAGGCUGAUUUUUUUUGUGUUCCCCCCACAUCGUACUCUGUUUACCCGAUACGUGCGGGGUUAGCAGCGUCUUCUCUGAUGACUUUUCUUUUCUGUUUCCCUCUCUUUUUUCCGACGUCUUCUAUUUCCUUGUGCCACAACGUAGCGGAGCAAUUACCGCGAGAACAGAUACACGUGCGACACACUCAAGUGAGAAAAGAAAGAAGAAAACUAUGCAUAUUGGCGCUCAGCGGCUUCCAUACUUUAGUCUUUCUCUCCACACACCAGUAAGCGCCGGAGUACAAACACCAACAACGGCGGUCCGUUGAAAUGACGUCUACUACACGCCGCAUCAGCGUUACGUCCGAACAGCUGCAGAGUGACACCUUGCGUGCCCAACUCUUCAGUGCGUGCUGCGCAUACGGGCUCGUAGAGUGGCUCCGCUACGAUGAGGACCCCAACUACAACACGACAACGGUGCGCAUUCAGUUCCAGAAGCUGUCCAGCGCGGACCGACUUCGCAAUGACAUGCACCAACGCGGUCAGGCGUGGCAGGUGGAGAGUGAGGCUGCGACGCCGUGCGUCGGGUCGGACGUGCUGCUCAGCUCCUCUGAGGCUGUCACCUGUACGCGACUCAAAGCACUCGUCUCCACACUCCAGUGCACCGAACUAAGCGGUGCAGGCGGCAGCAGCGGGACCGCAAGCACGGCAGAGCCCACCCCCACCGCGUCCAUGGCCACCUUUGAAGAGAAAAGCUUUCUACUGCACGGACGUGGCACCACUACCCGCACCACCUCAUCGCGGGUUACGGCGGAGCAAGAGGUGGCCCUGUGGUCCGACUUUGAGCAGCAAGCUUCUGCCCUGCGUCACAGCUGCCUAGGCCCCUACUGUGCCGUGCUGCACCUCGCCUCUGCGCACGACGCGAAUGAAUUCCUCCUGCAGCAGCAGCUCGCGUUGGCGGAACGACACGGCGUGUAUGCGAUGCACGUCGGCACAACCGCGACGUCCCCUCUGGCGGCGGCGCUGCCAAAGAUGCUGGCUAGGCACGCUCUCUCCGACCGCCCCGUCGACGGCCGCGUUGUGCGUGGCUACGUCGUGGCCAUGCCAUCCAACACGUACUGCGCGGUGGACGCCGGGCUCUACCCCUCGGUGGAGCAGGCUGCCGCGUUUACCCUCGUGAACACGCACACGAACUUUCUGAGUGUCUCCCUCGGGGACGAGGUGCAGGUGCAGCUGUCCGCCGGCGGUGGUCUCAGCAUCGCAGGCGAGGGCAUGGUGGGCGGCAAGCUGCUCCGCGUCUUGGUCGCCUCGGUCUUUUCCACGCGGCGCUCCGUCGCAAAGGUGCAGCUCCCCUCGACAGCGGCGCGCACGCUGCGCACCUCCAACCUUGCGCGUGGCUUGCUGAACGUUGCGGCGACCCACCAGCAAAAUGCAAGGCCUCCCGCCCCGCCAAAUGUUGCUAAUGUGCUGCGGCGCAACACACCCACGACGACCGGUGUACGACCUUUAAGUGGAAAUGCAGCAAAAGCGCUGGCCAGCAAACUUUUCAAGCAUAUCCAGGAAAAGAAAAUGAGCGAGACGGACGGAGGUGGCGUGUCUGCGGAGCGCAUCUGCACCUACCCGGCGGGGCUCAGCGUGUACACGCGGCUGCUCGUGCGAGUCGAGAGGAUCGAGGAGGAUGGACUGCACGCCCGCUGCGUCGCAGACGCCGACAACUGCGGCUACACCGGCCCCGUUUUCAUCCCUGCCGACCUCGUUCCAUCGGACACCGUCACCACCUCCACAGCCACUUCUCCUGCUGGUGCAAGCAUUAGCGACACGAGAAGCAGCAUCAGCGGGAAGGGCUGGAAGUCGUACGCCGUGGUCGGCGAGCGGAUGCACGUGGCGCUGCUCUAUAUGGUCGCCGUGGGUGGGAGCGCCGCCACGAUGCGCGGUGUGGCCUCCAAGAAGGAGACGGACCUGCGGCGGGCAGCGGUGGCUGCGGCGCCGAGCCCCACCACGAUGGAGGCGAUGGAUGACGCCGACGGAUCGCCCUCCUCCUCGUCUUCGGUGAUGGCCGGCACCUCCGUCACGGCGGUCGCGAUGUUGCAGCUGUCGGAGGGGGACCUGGGCGUCCCGCCCUUCAGCGCGUACGCUCGCACGUUUCCGGCGUAUCUGCUGCGUGCAACGGGCGCCAACGCCUCGGCGGCGCUGCGCCAGACGCCGCUGGUGCUGCCCGUGGCGGACCUCGGCCCACUGGAUCCGUCCGCCCUCACCACUUCGCCCGCCACGCUCACUAUAUCAGAGGUUGUGAACGACGUGUCGCGUGGCCAGUACGCCAUCGUGGUGCCGUACUCGGUGUACGCCGCCCGCCAGGCGGAGCGAGCAGCGGCGCAGGAGCGUAAGAAGAAGGCCGAGGUGGACGAGGUGAAGCGCCGACUUGCCGCUGUCAUGGGCGACGAGAUUCUCGAGGUGCUAAACGAUGACGACAGUUCCGAUGCCAAGCGUCCACGCAUGGAGAAUUAG
Leptomonas pyrrhocoris is the source of this 2629-nucleotide messenger RNA. RefSeq lists its product as hypothetical. Lineage: Eukaryota; Euglenozoa; Kinetoplastea; Trypanosomatida; Trypanosomatidae. The transcript has a single exon. The record is from RefSeq and is a predicted model, not a curated record. Bases 455 to 2629 code for a protein of 724 amino acids.